CUUGUCUGUGAAAUGGGGAUCAGAUCCACCCUGAAGUGUUGUGAACAAGGUCGAAAAUUAGGACAAUUAUGAUGAUGGUUAUUCUGCAGGAGUAACUGCACCACGGCACAAGAAUCUAAAACCGCGGAAUGCAGGGUAGCUGCGGUCUGAAGUUCUACCAAGGCUAUUCUGGCAUUUCCACCAUCCCUCUCCGCCUCCUGCCCGUCCUCUCUCCAGGGUGCUGGCGGUGUCACCAGGGCAACCAGCACGCGCUGCCCACGCUCAACUCCCGGCCGGUUCCGCAACCGCCCACCGCACUCUCCGCACCGUCGGCUGCGCGGCGCGUCCCACGCCCCGGUCCCGGACCGGUCUCCGGUGGCCUUUGGGCUGGAGCGGCGGGCAGCAUGGCCAGGGCGGCAGCCUCCUCGGCGCUGGAGGACUUGGACCUGAGCGCAGAGGAGGUCCAGCGGCUCACCUCGGCCUUCCGGGACCCGGAGUUCCGCAGACUGUUCUCCGACUACGCCGAGGAGCUCACGGACCCCGACAACCGGCGGCGCUACGAGGCGGAGAUCACGGCGCUGGAGCGGGAGCGCGGCGUGGACGUGCGGUUCGUGCACCCGGAGCCGGGCCACGUGCUGCGCACCAGCCUGGACGGGGCGCGGCGCGGCUUCGUGAACGUGUGCAGCAACGCGCUGGUGGACGCGCCCCGCGGCCGGCCGGACGGCCACUGGUCGCUGCCCUACAGCCUGGCGCCGGGCCGCGAGUACCUGGGGCGCCGCGGCGGCCGCUACACCGUCUACGACGUGGUCUUCCACCCGCGCGCGCUCGCGCUGGCCCGGGGCCACGAGCGCUUCCGCCGCAUGCUGGACGACGCGGCCCUGGACGCCGUGGAGACGCAGUGGGGCGUGAGGCUGGACCGCACCAACGCCAGGACGCUCAAGAUCAAGUACAAGGGCACCCCGGAGGCCGCCGUGCUGCGCGCGCCCCUGCCCGGGGCCGGCCCGGCGCGGCCCGAGGGGGAGCCGGAGGGCCCUCUCCCCGGCCUGCCCUACCCCUACCCGCCCCCGCGCCCGGCCGCCCGGCCCCCCGCGCCCGCCCCUCCGGCCGCCGGCCCGCCGCGCGCGCCCACCGAGCCCCGCUACAGCGUGGUGCAGCGCCACCACGUGGACCUGCAGGACUACCGCUGCGCCCGCGACUCGGCUCCCGGGCCCGUGCCGCACGAGCUGGUGGUCACCAUCGAGCUGCCGCUGCUGCGCUCGGCCGAGCAGGUGGCGCUGGAGGUGACGGGGAGGCUGCUGUGCCUGGACUCGAGGGCCCCCGACUACCGCCUGCGCCUCUCGCUCCCCUACCCCGUGGACGACAACCGCGGCACUGCGCAGUUCCACCGGGCCCGCCGGCAGCUGCUGCUCACGCUGCCCGUCGUGCGCCCCGCCCCGCGCCCCGCGGCGCCGGAAGAGCCCGCCCGCGCGCCCGGAACUGACGGCCCGGGGCCGAAGGAGCGGGAGAGGGAAGAGGAGGAGGCACCGGAGGAGGAGGAGGAGGAGGAGGAGGGUGGGCGGGAGAGGAAGGAUCGGGAGGAGGGAGAGCUGGAGCGGCGGGAGAAAGAGCGGGGGGAGGAGAAGCAGCGAGAGGAGGAGGAGGAGCGGGAGCAGCGAGCAGAGGAGCGACAGCGGCAGGAGGAGCGGGAGCAUCGGGAGGAGGAGGAGCCGGAGGAGGAGCAGCGGGGGGAACGGCGUGGGGAGGAGGAGCAGCGGGAGCAGCAGUGGGAGGAGCGGGGCCCGGGCGGGCGGGCGGUGUGGACUGCGGCCGUCGGGGAGGAGCCGCCCCUCGGAGCAGGGAGCCUCCCGGGCACUUCAGCCGGGUCCCCGGGCAGGGGCCCUGGUGCAGGAGCAAGGGGCGCACGCGGGGAGCCUCGCGGUGAAGCCAUGGGUGGUCCUGGGGCCGCCCGCCGGGAGCCCGUGUGUCCCCCUUCGCGGUGCAGGCAGGACGAGGAGUCCCUGACCCUGCUGGUGCAAGUGCCUCGGAUCCAGCCGCAGAGUCUGCAGGGGGACCUGAGCCCCGUCGGGUACCAGUUGCGCUUCUCCACCCAAGACCUGGGUUCCUACGCCUUCUCCCUGCGCUUUGCUCCGGAGAACCAGCUGAGCUGCAGGGCGCCCGCGGUCAGCGUCUCCCCGCACAACGCGGUGAUCGAGCUGGCCAAGGCUCCGGGCUGCCGCGGGCCCUGGAGGGAGUGGUAUUACGGCCCACACGGCGGCUCCUUGGAGGAAAGGUUGUUUGUCAAUGAAGAAAAUGUUAAUGAAGUUCUUGAAGAAGUCCUCAGCUCUCCAUCCACGUGGACGGAGCCCCUAACCCCACCAUUGAUCGAAGUUCUUCAGGUUUCUGAUAGUAAGAUUCAGAUUCAUGCAAAGUUGCAAGAAUGUAGUAACUCUGAGCAGCUUCAUGAAAAUGAAGAAACAGUCAACGAAGGAAGUCAUCUUACUGAAAAAGAAAGUACAGAACAUUCUACCAGCUUCCGGAGCGAGUCUGCUGAUUCAUCUGGAGCAGUUCAAGUACUAGAAACAGACAGUUGUGGUUCGGCUGCACACUUGCAACAAGAGUCUCUCGAUAUUUCUAAAAUGCCACUUGGAAAGUCUGAGCAGUCCGAAUCAAAAAUGGAACCUGAAUUUAUAAAAGAAAAACGUGCUGUUUACUCAAAUGAGGAAAAAGAUAAUUUAAAAGAACCAGUAACAACUGAAGAGGAGUUGUUAGAUGAUCACCUGUCUUCAUUACUGAACAAAACCACGGUUCACAAUGGAUCUGGUUUUGACAACAUAAAAGAAACCAAUAUGCAGGAUGGUAGUGUGCAGAUUAUUAAAGAUCAUGUGACUCACUGUGCAUUCAGUUUUCAGAACUCUCUGCUAUAUGACUUGGAUUAAUUCUAUAUAAUUUUGGAACUUAAAGGUUAAGAGUAAAAAAGUGUUGGACUUAGAUUCUUUCUGUUAACUACUGUCUUCAAACUGAAGGUAAACAACGAAGUAUAAAAUUAAAAUUUGCAAUUUUGAUUCUAAUGGGGAAGCUGGAGAUAUUUUUUUUGCAUGUAGAGAAUUUAUACAAAGCUUCCUUAAUUAUGGAGAUAAGUUUUGUGAUUUCUCUGAUAGAGGUGUAUUUUUUCUAACGGAGAAUUAAACAUUUAGUUUUAAUAUAACCUGUAUAUAUUUACUUCUGUCUUAUUUUUGGCUUCUUUUACAAUUUUAAUAAAAUUUCAAAAUAUUCACUAAGUUGUAUCUGUCACAAAAAGUAAUUACCAAGAAUGCAAUUAACUAGGAAUAUAAAUGUGUGUGUGGGGGGGCGGUAGAAUCUCAAAACUAUAUAUAAAUCUCACUGAAUAGGAGGUACUUAGGCCUGAAACAGGUUCUUAGAGAGGAAAGAACUUACUAACCAAUAUUAACGAUCCAAACAAUUACAAUACAAAUACAGUGAAUGAAAUUUAGUAUUUUUGCCUCAACUCUGUAUUUUACUUUUCUGUCACACAAAAUAUAGGCAUAAUACAGGUUAUUUAGUAAUGACUUUGAAAAUUGAAUUUUUUGGAAGUUGCUGUCAUAGUAUUAAAAUAUCUUUUAGUUUUAUAAAAUAUAUUUAUGAAUUUUAGAACAGAACAAUAAAAAUAUCUGGGAAUUUGCUCCCAUAGGAAAAUUGUCUUCAUUAUAUUUGUUACAUGAAAACAACAAAAAAAAGCUGGUGUUUUCUAAUAAUUUUUUUCUGUAACAUCUAUAAGAGGGCAGCAGAUGAUGUAUCUAACAGUGGCUAAGUUAUUAAUUUUGUGGAACAGUAUUUUUAUUUGUGGCCAGGAGAAAAUUCUAAUAGAUUUUUUCUCACAAAAAUUUUUAGUACAGCAUGAAGGAAAAUUUAGAAAGAAAAAUAUUUGAUCUAAUUCCUGACCCCAAGGCCAUGGAGCUGAUCUAUUUCCAUUCCAAAAAUGGCUACUAAUUCAAACCUCUGGUCUUACCUCAGUCCUGGAAACUACCUAAUUGUCCUUCAAACUGGGGAGGUCAGAUCAGAGCACCAAAAGCAGAACAAACGCAGCUCAUCAAGCCAGAGAACUAUUCGCUUCACCUUAGAUGACAGGAUGCACUUUUCAAUCCUAACAGGAAUCUUGGUUUGAUGCAAUAAUUUUGAGACUGUCAAUUUAAUACACCAUUUUCUUAGACUGAAAUGACAAAUUGUAGUAUCUACACAGAAAUUAGUCUGAAUAAUUUCUUGUUGAAUGGAAUUAUUCACCGUUAAGAAAAACUUCUUUGUUAAGUAUGGAGUAAAUUAAAGACUUUCCUAUUAUUUACUGUUUGUCCUUUAAAAAAGUAUGAUUUCAGUUAAAAUAAAGCUGGCACUAGAACAUGUUUCA
Molecule: messenger RNA, 4357 nt
Organism: Equus quagga
Lineage: Eukaryota; Metazoa; Chordata; Mammalia; Perissodactyla; Equidae
Gene: DNAAF2
Product: dynein axonemal assembly factor 2
Exons: 4
Coding region: 129-2894 (921 amino acids)
Biological process (GO): axonemal dynein complex assembly
Cellular component (GO): cytoplasm
Source: RefSeq, a predicted model, not a curated record